Castor canadensis (American beaver) is the source of this 948-nucleotide messenger RNA. Lineage: Eukaryota; Metazoa; Chordata; Mammalia; Rodentia; Castoridae. The record is from RefSeq and is a predicted model, not a curated record.
AUGGAUGACACGCAGCGGCACUUCAGGCGCUGGUGGGAAAGGUCACUGGUUUCCUUAGCGUCUGCUAAGCCAGCACAACCCGGCACUGGGGCAGGAGCAUCUCCGCGGCCUCCCGGGAGCAGGACGCAGGGGACGCGCCUGGGGAGGCCGCGGCCAGGGGGACGGAGGCCUGGCGCGCGCGGGGGCCGCGGGGGGCGCGGGGGGCGCAGACCCCGCGGGGCCGGCCCGACCCCAGCCCCAGCAACACCCAGCCCCGUCCUCCCCCACACCCCUAAAUCCCCCCACCGCGCCCCGCGCCGCGGGACCCCCGUGAGCCCGACCCCGACGGCGCCCUCUCCAGGCCGCGGCGGAGGCCACGGGCCUGGCGCCAGCCGCGGUGGCAGCGCGGCCCCCGGGGGAGGACAGCUGGGCCGCGCGGCCUGUCCCCCCGGGCAGCGGGCGCAGGGCCGCGCGCGGGCAGCGCCUCCGCCCCGCACGAACAAAGCGGCCGGGCGCGCGCGGGUCGGGCAGCGCCGCCUGCGGGUCGCGGGACGCGGGAGGCUGGCGGGGACACUCACCGGAGGCCGGCGGGAGGGCCUGGUGGCCCCGAGCGGGGCGCGGCGGGCCGGGGGGCUCCGCAGCGGUGGCGGGCACGGUGCGGCGGGGCCCGGGAGCCGCACGGGCCCGGCUCGGUUCUGCGGCCGCAAGGUGCGGGAACGGGUCCGCCGGGCGGGCAGCGGCGCUAAGCGGCCGGGGCAGCGACGCCGCAGCCGGUCCCUUCUCUUGCCCUGCUCCCCGCUCCGCCGCGUCGUCCUGGUCGCUGGGUCCCCGCCGCCGCCGCCGCCUUAGCCUCGGCGCCCCUCCGGCUUCUCCUCUCCAUCAAGGCCGGGCCGAGCCGCAAGGACCAUCCCGGGAAGUGAGGAGUUGUUGCCGUCUCCCGCAGCUGCUGGUGGCCAUCUUUAAUCCUCC